Molecule: messenger RNA, 927 nt
Organism: Mesoplodon densirostris (Blainville's beaked whale)
Lineage: Eukaryota; Metazoa; Chordata; Mammalia; Artiodactyla; Ziphiidae
Product: myomegalin-like
Exons: 7
Coding region: 1-927 (308 amino acids)
Cellular component (GO): microtubule organizing center
Source: RefSeq, a predicted model, not a curated record
AUGAAGAGGACUGACAGCGGGUCCUGCUGCCGCCGCCGCUGCGACUGCGGCUGCUGCUGCCGCGCGUCCAGCCGGGCGCGCCACGCGCCCUACUGGUCCAGGGACGCGGCGCGAACCCCACAGUCCUCACGGCAGUCUCCUGGCCGGGAACGACGGCAUCCCGAGCCGUCCGGGAGCUGGGCAGCAGCGGCCGAGGAGGAAGAGGCAGCCGCGGCAGCCGCACCCUGGAUGAGAGAUUAUUUUGCAGAAGAUGAUGGGGAGAUGGUACCUAGAACGAGUCAUGCAGCAGCUUUUCUUAGUAACACCAAAGAUCGAGGCCCUCCAGCACAGUCACAGACCUGGAGAAGUGGUGAGAAGGUCCCCUUUGGGCAUUCCUUGAGAGCAUUUGAAAGACCCCUUCAGGUGCAGACCCAGGCUCUUCGAGACUUUGAGAGGCACCUCAAUGACCUGAAGAAGGAGAACUUCAGCCUCAAGCUGCGCAUCUACUUCCUGGAGGAGCGCAUGCAGCAGAAGUAUGAGGCCAGCAGGGAGGACAUCUACAAGAGGAACAUCGAGUUGAAGGUUGAAGUAGAGAGCCUGAAACGAGAACUCCAGGACAAGAAACAGCAUCUGGAUAAAACAUGCACUGAUGUGGAGAAUCUCAACAGCCAUAAUGAAGCUGAGCUCCGGCGCCAGUUUGAGGAGAGACAGCAGGAGACGGAGCAUGUUUACGAGCUCCUGGAGACUAAGAUCCAGCUUCUGCAGGAGGAAUCCAGGCUAGCAAAAAAUGAAGCCGCACGGAUGGCGGCUCUGGUGGAAGCAGAGAAAGAGUGUAACCUGGAGCUCUCAGAGAAACUGAAGGGAGUCACCAAGGACAGGGAAGAUAUACCAGGAAACCGGGUCAAGCCCAACCAAUACACUGAGGCCCUGGCCCAAAGGGACAAGUAG